Messenger RNA from Solanum verrucosum, 930 nucleotides. RefSeq lists its product as uncharacterized. Lineage: Eukaryota; Viridiplantae; Streptophyta; Magnoliopsida; Solanales; Solanaceae. Bases 1 to 930 code for a protein of 309 amino acids. The record is from RefSeq and is a predicted model, not a curated record. The transcript has 3 exons.
AUGUUCAGGAUGAACUACAAUCGUGAUAACAACUACAACAGGAACAACUAUGGCAACAUGAUUUAUCUAGUUGGGCCCUAUGUUCCACCUAGUAAUAGAGAAUGUAGUAAUAGAGAGGCUGGUAGUAGUAUGUCACGCAUUGAGGAUAUGAUGCAGAAGAUGAUAAAGAGGUUUUAUGCAACUAAUGAGAAUGUGAAAGAGAUGCGAAAUGACUUGUCUGGAAUCGGUCAAAAAAUUGAUGCCCAUGUAGUGUCGAUCAAGCCACUUGAGCAACAAUUUAGUCUGUUGUCCCUUACAGUGAAUGUACAUCACCCUAGCACACUCUCUAGCAACACCAUCCUGAAUCUGAAGAAUGAUUGGCAUUAUGUUGAUGAGAUUGAGGUUACUGGCGAGUCAAAAAAUGCUACAAAGAAGGAAGCGGAGGUGACCCAAAAAGUUGUUCCCAUGCCUAGACCUCCACCUCCAUUUCCAAAGAGAUUGGACUUGGUGACCAAAAAGAGGACUGUCAAUUUUGAGGAUGAAGAAAGGUUACAAAAUUGCAGUGAUAUUGCUACUAGGUCACUUGUGCAAAAGAAAGAGGAUCUUAGAGCUUUCACUAUUCCUUCUACCAUUGGGAUGUUGCACUUUGCAAAGGCUUUGUGUGAUUUGGGUGCCACCAUUAAUCUAAUGACAUUGUCGAUCUACAAGAAGUUGGAUUUAGGGGCUUCAAAAGUGACUGCGAUGCGCCUACUCAUGACUGAUAGAAUUGUGAAGAAGACUAUUGGUGUUCUCCAAGAUGUCCUUGUGAAAGUGGAGUCGUUCAUUUUUUCAGCGGAUUUUGUGUUACUUGAUUAUGAGGUUGAUUUUGAGGUUUCCAUCAUCUUAGGGAGACCAUGCCUUGCUACUGGGCUUGCCUUAGUCAAUAUGGAGAUAGGGGAGAUAAAGUUCUGA